Molecule: messenger RNA, 808 nt
Organism: Triticum aestivum (bread wheat)
Lineage: Eukaryota; Viridiplantae; Streptophyta; Magnoliopsida; Poales; Poaceae
Product: polyubiquitin-like
Exons: 2
Coding region: 71-520 (149 amino acids)
Molecular function (GO): protein binding
Source: RefSeq, a predicted model, not a curated record
GCGACUUGUCUCUUUACUGCCGCUCCACACGGCGCUCGAUCACCCUCUCCUUCCGCGAGCUAGCUCCAAGAUGGAGAUCUUCGUCAAGACCCUCGCCGGCAAGACGAUCACCAUCAAGGUUGAUCCAUCCGACACCAUCUACAUCGUCAAGACAAAGAUCCAAGAUCAGCAGCGCUUUGUUUUCAAUGGGGAGCAGCUUGAAGACGAGCGUACUCUGAAUGAUUACGGCAUCCAGGAUGAAUCCACUCUCAGCCUCGAUCUGCCCAUCCAAAGGAGGAGGAUGCUAAUCCGUGUCAACACGUUGACUGGUACCUCACUACCUCUUGAUGUGGAGAAUUUUGAUACCAUCGAUAGUGUCAAGGAGAAGAUCUGGGUUGAGAAGGGCAUUCCUGUGCACCAGCAGAGACUCGUCUAUGCUGGAAAACAACUGGAAAAUGGCCGCACCCUGGAGGAGUACAAUAUACGCCACGAAGCUACUCUUCAUCUGAUUCUCUGUCUUCGUGUUUACCCGGAACUAUGAUGGCUGUGAUCACAUGUGCUGAUGAAUGUUUCAAUAUCUGUUGCACAAUCAGUUCCACCUCUUGUUAGUUUUCUCGCGUUGUGGAAGAGUAGAAUAAUCAUGUGUUAUUACAUCGCUGCUGCUCGCAUAGUGCUAGCCAUGUCCGCCGUUACCGAUCGCUCAUUUGGUGGGUUUCAAUCACCACGAAUACUCUCGUUCUCUCUCAAUGAAGGAUGGAAUUGUUAAGUUUCUGGAUUUUGUAAUGUCGUGGGGAAUCUAAUGCUUCUUGAAACCAGCUAUCUGAAUUUU